This is a messenger RNA of Papaver somniferum (opium poppy), 1290 nucleotides long. Its product is annotated as endonuclease 2-like. NCBI's taxonomy places the organism in Eukaryota, Viridiplantae, Streptophyta, Magnoliopsida, Ranunculales, Papaveraceae. Gene Ontology annotation, biological process: DNA catabolic process. The record is from RefSeq and is a predicted model, not a curated record. Gene Ontology annotation, molecular function: endonuclease activity; nucleic acid binding. The transcript is spliced from 8 exons. Bases 471 to 1154 code for a protein of 227 amino acids.
CUGAAAACGCUUAAAGAAUAUUCUUUAUAUUAAAUAUAUGAAAAUCUUCCAAUAUUUUCUUUCUAUAUCAGCUUCAUUUCACAUUUAUGAUUAUUGCAGUCCAAUCCAAUAGAAUCCAAAACAACAGCAUUUAUGACAGAGUAUGAUACAUACUUCAAAUUAUUUCUCCAACUAUAAAUCUCUCUCUCUUUCUCUUUCUCUCGUCUAUCUAAUAAAUGGACAUAGCAAGUGCUCAGAAAAUAGUUCUUGUGUCACUGAUAUGUUAUAUGUUUCCGGUGAUUUAUGGUCACUAUGCAGUUUGCAAAACUUUCCUUGCACAACUUUUCUCUCUUAAGUUUCUUAAUUUGUUUCGUUUUUCACCUGAGUGUAAUGAUUUCUCUGUAUUUUGGGUAUAGCCACUGUUGAAUGAAGCUGCAGCAGAUGCUGUCAAACAAUUACUUCCCAAGUCUGCGGAUAAUGAUUUGGGAAGUAUGUGUUCAUGGGCAGAUAGGGUUAAAUUCAGAUAUCACUGGUCAUCCCCACUUCAUUACAUUGAUACACCUGAUUCUCUCUGCACCUAUCAAUACAACAGGGACUGCAAGGAUGAAGACGGAGAAAAAGGAAGGUGUGUUGCAGGGGCAAUAAACAAUUACACUGAUCAACUUCUCAGCUACAGAACCUCAAUAUUUUCUCAAGCCAAUCAGUAUAAUCUAACAGAAGCUCUUUUGUUCCUUUCUCAUUUCAUCGGUGAUAUCCACCAGCCAUUACAUGUGGGUUUUACUUCAGACAGGGGUGCAAAUACUAUUGAUGUUCAUUGGUACAGGAGAAAAACAGUUCUUCACCAUGUAUGGGAUAAUAGCAUCAUUGAGACAUCCGAAGAAAGGUUUUAUGAUGCAAGUGUAGAUGACCUGAUCACUGCUAUCCAGAGAAAUAUUACGGGUCCAUGGGAAGACCAAGUACCAAAAUGGGAGAAAUGCAGCCUCAAUAAGACUACUUGCCCAGACAUAUAUGCAUCUGAAAGUAUCAAAGCUGCAUGUGAAUGGGCAUGCAAAGAUGUCAGUGAGGAUUCAGUACUAGAAGAUGACUAUUUCCUAUCCCGGUAUCCUGUGGUCAACAAGCGCCUAGCUCAAGGUGGAGUCCGUUUGGCAGCCACACUCAACCGUAUUUUUUCAUGAAUAUCAAAUAAUGUAAACCAAUUAUUAUUGCUCCGUGUGACGAAUAAGAUAAUACACUAUCUAUAUUAAUACAUAAAGCAAGGAGGUAUUUGUCUUAAGCGAGUUAAUGACCUUGAUCUAGGUAGAUGUUCUUAAU